CAUCGACAGACAAGACAGCUCUGAAAAUCGAAUUUUUUAGUCGAAUUUAAUGUAAACAAUAAUUAUGGCGCAAUCCAAAGUUUAUACAGUUCUUGCCUUAAUGCUGAUGCUGCACGGCGUUUAUGGCUUGUUCAAUUUUCAGAUAUUUUCAGACGAUGCAUAUCCAAAUAAAUGUGUGGUUGAUGGUGCAGAAAAUAAACGUUUGAUCAUCGACAGUGGCAAAUCGGAAAGACAUCCCGAUAAGUGUCUGCUAGUUGAGUGCCAUUUAAAUGGUUGGGCUCUAGUCUACCAAUGCAAAUUGAAUCCACCACCCGCCUACUGCAAGUAUUCCGAAGUUAAGAAUCCGGACGCCCCAUUUCCCGAGUGCUGUGAAAUGGAUGUGACGUGCAAUGAAAUUGCUUGGGAUUAAAUGUGCCUAAAUGUG
This is a messenger RNA of Drosophila subobscura, 424 nucleotides long. RefSeq lists its product as uncharacterized. Bases 65 to 409 code for a protein of 114 amino acids. The transcript has 3 exons. Lineage: Eukaryota; Metazoa; Arthropoda; Insecta; Diptera; Drosophilidae. The record is from RefSeq and is a predicted model, not a curated record.